Messenger RNA from Neolamprologus brichardi, 717 nucleotides. The record is from RefSeq and is a predicted model, not a curated record. Lineage: Eukaryota; Metazoa; Chordata; Actinopteri; Cichliformes; Cichlidae.
AUUUUCUUGCGCUCACGGUGCUGUUGAGCUGCUACGGUUCCGGCUCCGGUCCGUUUUGUGGGCUUUUAUCGACUCUGAUUAUUGUUUUAGGGGAGAAAGGGACGGUUGCAGCGAUAGAAAAGGAGGGGGCGUGGCCUUUGGGUUAAGAAACUCUAUCCAUUGUUACUCUACGCGCUAGGAGAACACCUCUGCCGAGCCCCUGGCCAAUCAGAGACCACCGACCUCAUGAAGACCCCGCCUACAAGCCUAUAUUAAAGGCUCGGCCGUCAGAAGCGUUGGCCACUGGCACAAUAUAAUACUGAUUGAUCCGCUAACCGAGACGAGGGGAUUUACUUUAUUCAACCUUUCAUUUCAGCCGUCCUUUAUUUUAUUCUACUAAACAAUGGCAGACACACAGGUCGACUCCGGCUCGGAUAUCUCUGCCAAGGACCUGAAAGAGAAGAAGCUGGUGGAGGAGAAGGAGAACGGCAAAGACGCCGCCACCAAUGGGAAGGAGAAUGAGGAGAACGGCGAGCCUGAGGUAGAUGACGAGGAGGACGAGGAGGUGGACGAGGAAGAAGAGGAAGAUGAUGGAGAAGGUGAUGAGGAAGACGAGGAGGAGGACGACGACGAGAUUGAGGGUGGCACAAAACGGGCAGCUGAGGAUGACGAGGACGACGACGAGGUGAGGCGCUUAAAACGCCCUUAAAUCGAGCGUCGCCGUGACACCCAGCAGGC